Molecule: messenger RNA, 1209 nt
Organism: Pterocles gutturalis (yellow-throated sandgrouse)
Lineage: Eukaryota; Metazoa; Chordata; Aves; Pterocliformes; Pteroclidae
Gene: CUNH14orf39
Product: chromosome unknown open reading frame, human C14orf39
Exons: 13
Biological process (GO): homologous chromosome pairing at meiosis; meiotic DNA double-strand break processing involved in reciprocal meiotic recombination; spermatogenesis
Cellular component (GO): central element
Source: RefSeq, a predicted model, not a curated record
AUGAGUGACAGGCUUCUGAACAACUUAGACAAACUUCUGCUCAAGUUUGUUUUCCAGCUACAACAAACUUCUAAUGCUAAGGAACAUGUGAACCAACAGAUAAAUUUGUAUACCACAAAAAUAAUGGAAAAGAAGAAUGAAAUUGCUAGGUUGCAGGAAAAUAUAAAUAACAGCAAUGAAGCAAUUGCUGAUUUGCACAAGCAAAAUGCAAGUAGUAAGGAGAGCUGCAAGGUCUGGAAACCCACCUAUGUAAUUCUUAGCAAGCAUGAAGAAUAUUUGAAAAAUGAACUUGAAGCUUUAAAAGAAGCUACAGAAAAUGAGAGGAAAAUGUAUCAGGAUUACAUAACCCAGUAUAAAGAGAUUUUGAAGCAACACCGUGAAAAGUAUGCAGAAACUCCUCUUGCACAGGAGCAUUACAAAAAAAAGAAAGAACUUGAAGAAAUUCGAAACAGAGUUUUGAAACGGUCUGAAAAAUAUAAAUUCAAUGAAGAUGCUUGCUUGGAUAUUCUGGAUCCUGUUCCUUUUAAAUCCGUAAAUGACUGGGCUUUACAGAUUGCUAUUUCGAGGCAAAAAACACAGGAUAUGUUAAAACUUGCUGCAGCUGCUGAGCAAGAAUCCAUUAAACUACAAAAAGAAGCAGAGGAAUUAGAAAUGAAAAUUGAUUAUUUAAAAAAGACAUUUGAAGAGACUACAGAAGAUCAAAAUAAUUCUGAAAUGAUUGAAGGAAAAAAUCAGAAAAUUCUAGAGAAGCCAAAGGAGUUUAAAGAAAGGAUAUUUGAAGAGAGUGAACAUCCAUCUUUGCCAAAUGAGAAACAGCAACUGUAUAAACCAUUACAUGUCCCAUGCAUUCCUCGGAAAUUAGACCAGCCUGUACAGAGUAUUAGAUUCUCAAUGCAACAAACAGAAACAGGGAAAGAAGAAAAAGAAAAACCUAUGGAGCAUUCAGUGGCCACUAGCAGUUCCUCCAGCCUUGCAGAAAAUUCGUCACAGAUAAUUAUUGACACUGCAAGGACUAAUAAGCCACAAAUUGCCCAAGUUCCAUCAAUAACAAGCUUACAAAACCAAAUGCAAUUCAGACUGGCAAUUCCUCCAAAGCAGACGGCUUCUAAUCAACAGUUUGAGAGUGAAAAUGCAGCAAUAGCAAACCAAGAGGCCAAAUGUGGUGAUAAAGAAGCAGAAGAGCCAAAGGAUUCUUCAUAUAUACCUCAA